Molecule: messenger RNA, 2073 nt
Organism: Harpegnathos saltator (Jerdon's jumping ant)
Lineage: Eukaryota; Metazoa; Arthropoda; Insecta; Hymenoptera; Formicidae
Product: zinc finger Y-chromosomal protein 1
Exons: 4
Coding region: 436-1836 (466 amino acids)
Source: RefSeq, a predicted model, not a curated record
UUGAAUCUUAUCAUAACCGAUCACCGCGGGUAAGUUCAUCAUCGUUGACUCGCGACGGUCACUUCAUGUGUUUCUCUCAUUCGAAAGUGCUCAAAUUGUUUCGCAGCCGAGUGUACGUGACGGAAAAUUUUCUAUUUGUUUGAUAUCUCGUAGAUACUGUGAAUAUUAUAACUACUGAAAUUUUCAAAUACUCGCUCGCCGAACACACGUAGUGCGUAUCAAAACUUAUCUUUUUGGAAUGUACCAAUAAUUAGUCGAUUCACGAAGAAAAACAAAGUUGAGCGGUGCGAUUGUACAAAAAGAUUAUUACGCCGAGCAAGUUGUGAAAGGACAAAAUCUCGAUUAAGAGAGAAUCGAUAGGAAGAAACCGGAGCAGUCCUUGAAGAGCGAUCCGUGCUGCAAACGUUAAGAAAAGGGAACAGUAUUAAAAAGUACAUGAAUAUGUCUCAUAAAUGUAAUUCUUGCGGACAAAACUUCAAUUAUAUGGAUUUCAUAAAUCAUCUCAUUGAGGUCGCUGAACAUUGGAUAGAGAUAAUGAGCCAUUGCGACUACGAAACCAACGAUGAGGAGAAUGUGCAGAGCCAUAUUCGUGAUCAUUCUAACGAACAAGAAGAAAGCAAUAUUAUAGACCCGGAACCGUCUUUGGAGAGUGAUCCAUGCUGCAAACAUUUCAACAGAAACAACUGCAUUGAAAAUAAUAUGCUUCACGAAUGUGAUGUUUGCAACCAAAGAUUCCGUAGAAAGAAUGAGUUGACGAAUCAUUUAAUGGAGGAACACAAAGAUUUAAUGCACCAAUACGAACAAUACAACUACGACACCAACGAUGAGGAGGUUCUGCAGAGCCACACACAUAAUCAUUCUAAUAAACAAGAAGAAAGCAAUAUUAUAGAAGCGGAACUGUCGUUGGAAAGUGACCCGUGCGGCAAACAUUCCAGUAGAAACAGUUGCAUUGAAAGCAAUAUGCCUCACGAAUGUGAUGUUUGCAACCAAAGCUUCCGUAGAAAGAAUGAGUUAGCGAAUCAAUUAAUGGAGAACUAUAAAGAUUCGAUGCACCAAUAUGAGCAUUGUAACUACGAAACCAACGAUGAGGAAGAAUUGAAAAGCCAAAUACGUGAUCAUAUUAAGGAACAAGAAGAAAGCAAUAUUAUAAACCCGAAACCGUCUUUGAAAAGUAAUCCGUGCGGCAAACAUUCCAACAGAAACAGCUGCAUUGAAAAUAAUAUGCCUCAUGAAUGUGAUGUUUGCAAUCAAAGGUUCCAUAGAAAGCAAGAAAUGAUACAUCACUUAAUGAAGGUUCAUAAACGUAAGUUAUAUAGAUGCAGCCUUUGCAACUACGAUAGCAACCAGAAGGAACACUAUCAAUAUCAUAUUAUACGAGUGCACGAGAACAAUUAUAAUUAUAUAUGUCCUGAACAAGGCUGUAUAUGGAAGUUCAAAGUAAAAAGGGAUCUAACGAGGCACAUACGAUUUGUUCAUUCUAACAAACAAAAGGAACGCAAUAGUGCGGGCUCAAAACCGUCUUCGCAGAAUGACUCAUGCGGCAAACAUUCCAACAAAAACGGUAGCAAUGAAAUAUACAAAAAAAAUCCCACGCAAUGCCUAGUCUGUAAUCAAAGAUUCAGUAAAAAGCAAAAGUUGAUGCAUCAUUUAAUGGAGGUCCACGGAUGUCGGACAACAUUCAACUGCAGCGAUUGCAAGUACGGAUCCAACAGAAGGAACGAUCUUCAAAAACACAUCGCACGUAUGCACAGUUACGACUAUGUGUGUACUGAGGCCGGCUGUAACAGAAAACAUAAAAAGGUAUUUGGAAAAACACAUGCAACAUGCUUAUCUUAAUAAUCAGAAGAAAACCAUUAGUGCCGAAUAGCAGUAGAAUCGUCCUAUGCAGUAACAUUCUACAGGAAGUAGAAGCAUUGAAAAUCGUAUACCUAUAUGUGCCUCACCAAUGUAAAAGCUACAACUAAGAUUUCGAUAGGUAUAAAUAUUUGAAACACUACCACACUAUCUACUGGGAGGACCUCACAUAUAUAACUGGACGUUUGCAAUUAUACAGGGUGUCCCAAAGGUAACGUA